UCUUUAAACCUUCAGAAUGUUCCUUUAUACAAACACUUAUCGCUCUAAACCGGAAGUCGCAAAGAUAUACGUUGAAACUCUUGUAGAAUUUACACUUUACUGCAGUAAUACAGCAUCCACGAAAACGUUAUCAAGUGACUGAAGUGAUGUUUCAAACAUUUAUUUUAAUUAAUUGUGUCUUAGUUGGUGCGGUAAAUUGCGUUUAUUAUAAUGUGUCAUUGAAAGACUUGGAUAGGUGCCAAGAAUAUGAUGCUACGUCGGGCUAUGGCUAUCAGAAAUACUUCAAAAUUGACGAUGUGAACAACCAUGGUGCCGAUGGCAAUAUCGUUAACUUGAAACUAUACGUAAUGGGACCCAAAGAUGCUCACAUCCUUUUAUCAACUGAAGAGGCUCCAUCCACCAUGGAUCCAGUUUAUGAAAUCGUAUUGGGCGGAGGUGCAAAUACAUUUUCGGAAAUACGACGAAAACGGAAAACCCAAGCCUUACAAUCGAUUCGCCGGAAGAACCUAUUGUCGUCGCUGAAUCCGAUUCCGAUUUCCAUUAAGAUUGCAAUGAAUGGAUCGAUUGAGAUUGGAGUGGUUGGAGAGUCGUUGCCGCUGCUAAAUCUGACCGACAAAAAUCCAUUGCCCAUCAAGUAUAUUGCGUUCUGCUCUUGGGGGACUGCUGAAACUAAAUUUUUUUACGACUGUCAAACACCUGACUUCGCCAACACCGAUGAAUUAGAUGAAACAAAAGGACGUGAUUUUUCCCCUCAUACCAAACUGGCGAUGAAUCUGUUCUCGAAUGAUGUUUUCAACGACGGAAAUGCGAAGAACAUAUCCGUACAGUUUCAGUUGCGUCAAAUAGCAUUCCAUGCAAAGGAUGGUGCCCUAUCGACGAAAGGAAAAUUUGAUUUGGAGUGGAGUUACAAUGAAAAACUAUGGGAUCCCAAAGACUAUGACAAUUUGGAAUAUUUAGUUAUCAGAAGCUUGGGAAGUUGGCACGGACUACGUGUCCCUCCCAUACUGUUAUAUAAUGCAAGGGAUUCUUCCUUCAGCCAAGGUUUGCACACAGACUUUAAAAUUAGAGUCCACUACGAAGGUGAUAUCUAUGCUGAAUCGACGUACGUGUCGAUGAAUACAAUGUGUUCGGACAUUUCGAAUGAACACAAUUGGCCCAGGGACGAAGUUACGUGUGAUAUACAGUUGGGGGUGACUGACGAAAAUAUUACCCUUUUUCCAGCUGAGGACAGUUUUUUCAAGAUUCGAAGCGACAACUACGAUCAGAGCGAAUGGCACUUAAAGAAUGUACACUCGGAACAAGGCCAAUAUCCGAUCGAGAUUGUGUACCGUUUACGUUUGAAGCGAAGCACAUUAUUUUACAGCAAAGUUUUUUGCGGUCCUUUGCUAGCUUCCUUCACAUUCAUACUGUUGUCAUUUUGGACGAAACGUUUCGUGAGAGCAAGCUUAAACCUUACCGGAAUGUUCAUUUUGGCUGUUAUGUGCGCAGUCAGUAUGGAUUAUGCACCAAAGUCUUAUGUUCCACGUAUAUUAAAAUACUACGAAAUAUCGCUGUACCUAUCUUGGAUAGCAUUUCUGUUGUUCAUUGUAACUUGCUGGGUGGAAAGAUCCACAUCAAAGAUUCGACCUUUCGAUUGGCUGGCCAGAUGCAUGCAGUUUACAUGGCUACGUAUGCUCAUUGGACUGGACAUACCCAAUAAUUACAACCAUCUCGAGAAGGAAGAUGUUUCAUGGGAAUCAGUAAAUCUAUUUAUUAAUAGAAUUGCGUUCUUCGUCUAUUUCAUCUUCUUUAUAACCGGAAUGUUGAAUGGAAUUUAAGUGCUAGACACGUUUGAUUGUAUUCGAAUAUAAAAGCUCCACAAAUUG
Messenger RNA from Bradysia coprophila, 1865 nucleotides. RefSeq names its product neuronal acetylcholine receptor subunit NtR (gene NtR). Gene Ontology annotation, biological process: monoatomic ion transport. Lineage: Eukaryota; Metazoa; Arthropoda; Insecta; Diptera; Sciaridae. Gene Ontology annotation, cellular component: membrane. Gene Ontology annotation, molecular function: extracellular ligand-gated monoatomic ion channel activity. The record is from RefSeq and is a predicted model, not a curated record.